GGUAUGCCAGCGAACAUUAAAUGUUUGAGAUAUCAUGUAGAUUUUGUGGUAUACAGAUACAUGUGUAAGCAUCUCUGGUUUUUUGCAGAGAUAAGUUUAUUGCAGAGAAAAAGUUCUAUAAAUUUAGAGAACUUGCAUAUACUUUUCAUCAUCACUUUCACACCGAAGAACAAAAAGUGUUGGUUUGGAUUUCUGAAACAUAAAGACAGAUGAGUCAACUACCACAAUGGCUGAUGGAGAUCGACGGUCACAAAACACCACCACACAACAUCAUAUCCACACCAGAUGUGGAAAAGAUGAUGAGUGUGAGGAACCCCGAACUCACUUUGUAUGUGACAUCAGAUCCACAAGGAGUUGCUAUGCAUCAAUCCAUUUGCAGAUCUGAUUUUCCUAUUAAUUUUGUGGACGAUGUUGGUACUGAUGAAGUUGAGCGACCUCCUAAUGAAGAUGACAAUAUAGACAUUAUUGAGGAAACCGAUAUUCUGGGAGAUAUAUCGAAUAAAGCGAAUGAUUUGUACAUGGGAAUGAUCUUUAAAGACCGCGUGGCUUUUAAGCAACAUAUGGCCUUGCAUGCAAUCAACAAUAAGUUCCGGUUUCGAACUAGCAAGUCUGCACCUGGUGGGAUGGUUCUCAAUUGCAUUAGUACGACAUGCAGGUGGAGAGUGUAUGCUGCGCGUCUUAAGAACUCAGAUUUAUUUGAAAUACGAACGGGAGAGCUUGUGCACACUUGUUCGGUAGAUGAUCGUUCUGGCUACCAAAGACAAGCAACACAUGCAGUUAUUGGUGAGAUGAUGAGAACUAGAUAUGCUGGACCCGGAGGAGGCCCGCGACCGAAUGAAAUAAUCCAGGUUAUGCGAGGAGACCAUGAUGUUCAUAUCUCUUAUUGGAAAGCUUGGCGAGCAAGAGAAGUGGCACUUGACUACGCGAAAGGAGCAGGGGCUUCUUACAAUCUUUUACCUGACUAUCUUAACAAGUUGGUGAGCGCUAACCCUGGUACUAUUGCUGAAAUUCAUACAGAUCACAAUGAGAAAUUGGGAAACCAAUUCAAAUACAUGUUCCUGGCAAUGGGGGCUUCCAUCAAGGGGUAUCAGUACAUGCGGAAAGUAGUUGUCAUUGACGGCACACAUUUGAGAGGAAAAUAUGCUGGUAGCUUGUUGACAGCCUCUGCACAGGAUGGGAAUUUUCGGGUGUUCCCACUGGCUAUUGGCAUUGUGGACGGAGAGAAUGAUAAGGCAUGGGAAUGGUUUUUCAAAAAGCUGAAGGCAAUUGUACCAAAUAGCGAAGAAACUGUUUUUGUGUCGGACCGACAUGCAUCUAUCUACUAUGGGUUGGCCAAGGUGUUUCCAAAUGCUAGACAUUGUGCUUGCAUCUUGCAUUUGAAGAGGAAUAUACGAACAAAUUUCAAGGAUAAACAUCUAGGAUACUUGGUGGGUAAAGCAGCAAGGGCGUUCAAAGUUUCAGAGUUCUACUCAGUGUUCAAUGAGAUUAAAAGGAUAAAUGCAUCAUGUGCAGAAUAUCUUAUAGGAAUUGGAUUUGAACAUUGGACAAGGUCUCAUUUUCAAGGAAAUCGCUACAAUAUUAUGACUAGUAAUGUGGCAGAAACCUUGAAUUCAGUGCUGCGAGAGGCGAGGGAAUAUCCAAUUAUGAAACUUGUGGAGUACAUAAGGGCAAAACUAAUGAGCUGGUUUGCAACUAGGCGGGCUGAGGGAACGAGUGGUCGGGAGAGUUUGACACCACGAGUUUUGGAGAUACUAUCUGUGAACUUUGAAAGUAGUGGAAGUUAUGUUGUGAACCUGAUCAAUGCAUCAGAGUACGAUGUACGUGACAAAUCAGGGGGCUCCUACCAUGUUGAUCUUGCCAAGAAAAUUUGUAGUUGCUUCAUAUUUCAAAUGUUAAAAAUUCCUUGCUCACAUGCAGUCGCUGCUGCAGUCCGUAACAACGUGCGGGUUGAUUCUUUGGUGGCUGUUGAGUACAGUGUAGCAAGUAUGGUUGCUGCUUAUGAGAACAGUAUUGCACCAGUAACAGCCGGAGAGUAUAUAUCCGAACAUGUUGCAGACAUGUCAAGCAUGAACAUGGUUCCACCAUCAAGUAGACGUCCUCCAGGUAGGCCAAGAAAGAAUCGGUACUUCUCAAGGGGUGAGAUAAGGAUGAAGACACCACGGAAGAGGACAAUGUGCAGCCGCUGCAAAGGAUGUGGCCACAAUCGCGCAACAUGUAAAAUGGCUAUCUAAAAAGAUUAGCAUAUGAAAGGGAUGUGUCGGUUGAUGAAGGUGUAAGAAAAAAAGGUGGCAGCUGUUACUGGGCAGCAAAAAUAAAAACUAGUUAUGAUGUGUGAUAAUUUAGUUUAAUGUACCAGUUGUGGUUUGUGGUUUGAGGAAGAUAUGUAUUAUAAGACCGAGUAUGAAUAAAUAAUGAAAUCCUUUUUCUAUUAAAUUGAUGUUGAGUGAGCCUGAGCAUAUCUUGUAUAAACAUUAUUUUUGAUAAUUCGUGUUUAGUUUGGUGUUACUAUA
This is a messenger RNA of Brassica napus (rape), 2510 nucleotides long. RefSeq lists its product as uncharacterized. The record is from RefSeq and is a predicted model, not a curated record. The transcript is spliced from 5 exons. Gene Ontology annotation, molecular function: zinc ion binding. Bases 210 to 2231 code for a protein of 673 amino acids. NCBI's taxonomy places the organism in Eukaryota, Viridiplantae, Streptophyta, Magnoliopsida, Brassicales, Brassicaceae.